AUGGACGUCUUGUUCCGUUCUGGUGUACUUAAUCAGCUGGAAGCUAAACGUGAUGAGUUGUUAUCAGAUCGCAUCAUACAAUUGCAAGCAUUCUGUCGUGGAUAUCUUGCGAGAAGACGAGUUGGACAACGUCGUGUGCAGGAACUUGCAGUGCGCUGCAUUCAAAGAAAUGUUCGUGCGUUUAUGCAAGUUCGAGAUUGGCCAUGGUGGCGUCUUCUUGUACGUGUGACACCACUUCUUAACGUCCAUCGUACCGAGGAACAAUUGAAAAUCGCCAACGAUGAAUUACAAUCGCUCAAAGCGAAAAUGGAGAAACUUGAUGCCGAUCGAAGCACACUGAAAACGGAAAAUUCCAAGCUGGAAGCGAAGGUGAGUUCUGUGAUCAAAUUCUAUUAA
Molecule: messenger RNA, 396 nt
Organism: Clunio marinus
Lineage: Eukaryota; Metazoa; Arthropoda; Insecta; Diptera; Chironomidae
Source: the annotation of a GenBank genome assembly